AUGUCUGGCGAGUAUUUUUUCGAUUCAUAUAUAGCAGUACCUGAUGUAAAAAUUCUAGAUCAUAUCAAAAACCCCGAGCGCGUUGCUGCUGGUUUAAAGGCAACUAUACGCAACCCAUCUGUGUCUGAGGAAGCUAAAAGUCGUGCAAUUGAACGUCUUAACGAAAUGGGGGUAAAUGCUGAAGGCGAACCUCCGUCCAGAGGUGUCAAAGGAAGCUCUUCUACUGCUUCCACUCGCAGCCCUGGUAACCCAGAGGAGGAGAAAACGGAGCAUCAUCGCCUUGGGGGUUACAAAGCGACUAUCAACAAUCCAAGGGUAUCUGAUGCUGCCAAAGAUCAUGCAAAGGAGAUUUUAAAAAACAACGAUGCGCUUUAG
Molecule: messenger RNA, 375 nt
Organism: Psilocybe cubensis
Lineage: Eukaryota; Fungi; Basidiomycota; Agaricomycetes; Agaricales; Agrocybaceae
Exons: 4
Coding region: 1-375 (124 amino acids)
Cellular component (GO): cytoplasm
Source: RefSeq, a predicted model, not a curated record